AUGGCUUCCACUUCUGGUACCGACGCUGAUAUUACUUUCUUGAUCUUUGUUGGUUGGAGAUUGUACUUGUUCAUGCAUCGUGAGCACUGGAAUUUUGCAUGGGCUAAAUCAAAAUCUGAAGAUGCCUCUGGUGUAACAACAGGAAUAAUCUUGUCACUGCGUGAGAGUCUUCAGAACAGUAAGGAUACACUUGUGAUGUGCCAAAAUGAACUUGAGGCUGCAAAAUUGGAGAUUCAGAAUUGGCAUUCUACACUUAAAAAUGAGCCUUCUUUACCUGCUGGGAUCACUUCAGAUCCCAAAGUGUUGAAUGAUUAUCUUCAGAGCUUGAAAUCCUCUGUAGCGUCUUUAAAACAGCAGAUUGAGAAAGCAAAGAGAAAGGAAGAUGCAUUCAUGGUAACAUUUGCCAAACGAGAAAAAUAUAUGAGUGAGUUGAAGUCUGUUGAGCAAGAUCUGAAAGUGCAACUCAAGCCGCCAUCAAUGGAGGCGAAGAGGUUCUUACUUGAUCCAGCGGUUCGUGAAGAGUUCACCCGAUUAAAGAAUUUAGUUGACGAGAAGGAUAGAAAGGUAAAAGAGUUGGAAGAUGAAAUUACAGCUUUAAGUUUUACUACCCAAAGCAAGGAGGGAAAGAUGCUGAUAGAUAAAUGUAGAAAACUGCAGGCCGAAAAUGAGAAGCUUGGAGAAGCAACUUCUGAGGAGAAGAUACAUGAAAUAGAGUCCAAACUUGCACUGCAGAAGUUACAGAAUUCACAACUUAAAAGUCACUUUGAAGGAUUGCAGAAGCACAUGGAAGGACUGACCAAUGAUGUUCAAAUAUCCAAUGAAAUAGUUCUCAUAUUACAAGAUAAGAUUGAAGAGAAGGAUCGGGAAGUCCAAAGACUAAAGAACGAGCUUCAACAGAAAAACUUGGAGGAUGAAGAUUUGAUGCAGAAAUGA
Messenger RNA from Vigna unguiculata (cowpea), 933 nucleotides. Its product is annotated as FKBP12-interacting protein of 37 kDa-like. Lineage: Eukaryota; Viridiplantae; Streptophyta; Magnoliopsida; Fabales; Fabaceae. The record is from RefSeq and is a predicted model, not a curated record.